Culex pipiens pallens (northern house mosquito) is the source of this 5845-nucleotide messenger RNA. RefSeq lists its product as uncharacterized. The coding region runs from base 4923 to 5624 and encodes 233 amino acids. The transcript is spliced from 3 exons. The record is from RefSeq and is a predicted model, not a curated record. NCBI's taxonomy places the organism in Eukaryota, Metazoa, Arthropoda, Insecta, Diptera, Culicidae.
AAGUUUGAAUCAAACUAUACUUAAAAGUUAGGUAAGGCGUGUUUCACAGCCGUCAAAAUAGUUAUGCAAAAUAGUUAAGCCAAUAAAUUACUGUUAAUUAUUUAGCAAUUCCAGAACUACUCAUUAUUUGCGCAAUUGUUCCCAAUUCAGAUUUUCAUUUAUGCUUGAAUUGUAUUUAUUUAUACCCAGUCAACUCAAUCGGAAUUUUGAAACGGAAUUCAAUUCGAAUCGUUUAAGUAUUCCGUUUCAAACGCAACAACCGAACUUAACACUCAAACGCUCGGGUAGUCAUUUGACCCCUAUUUUUUUUCUUAAAAAUCUCAUAACUUUUGGUAGAAUUGACCAAAUUGGAUGCUUCCGGUUGCAAAAGAUCCAGAUUUGUCUAUAUUUUGAACUGUCAGAUGGGGGACAAAUAUGGUCCACUUUUACCGGAGAUAUUCCGGAUUCCGUUGGGGUACCUCGACCCUCCUAUUUGGAGUUUUGGUCAAUAGAACAAAAACCAUUGCACAGAAAAAUGCCGGAAAUGAUGCAAAACUUCAAGGCAUUAUUCUAAUACAUCAUCCUGCAUAGACACGUGGCAUGGCCAAUACCUUCGGGCACCGAAACAGGUUCCAACCGAAAACGGUUCACUGAGCUGAUGUCGAUUGGUGCCCAGAUGGAACCGGUUCCAGUGCCCCGUAUGACUUAACCAUGUCAAUUAUUUUUGCUGGAUGAUGUAUUAGAAGGAUGCCUUGAAGUUUUGUAUCAUUUCCGGCAUUUUUCUGUGAAAUGGAUUUUGUUCUAUUGAACAAAACCCCAAAUAGGAUGGCCGAGGUACCCCAACGGAAUCCGGAAUAUCUCCGGUAAGAGUGGACCAUAUUUGUCCCCCAUAUGACAGUUCAAAAUAUAGACAAAUCUAGAUCUUUUGCAACCGGAAGCAUCCAAUUUGGUCAAUUCUACCAAAAGUUAUGAGAUUUUUAAGAAAAAAAAUAGGGGUCAAAUGACUACCCGAGCGUUUGAGUGUUAAUUCCGUUUCAGAAUUCCGAUUGAGUUGACUGGGCAGUAUCUUCGAUUAGGAUUACACACUUUUGUGUAAUCAUAGUUGAACUAGAAAAAGUGUAAUGCUGUUACUCGGUGAAGCAAUAACGUUGCCCUGUCACGAAAUAUUUUAGCAGAGCUGGUUCUGUAAGAAUCCUGCUAGAAUGUUGCUACAUUUCUGUUAGAAUUCUAUAAGAAAAUGGAAACUGUGUUAGAACUCGGCUGGAAACCAACCAACGAAUGCCUACUCAUUUAGGUACACUUCUUUUAUUACGUAACGCUAAAAUUUUGAUUUUUUGACCCCCUCGCCCUUCGUUUAAAAUGUCCAUAUAAAUUUCAAAAAACAUACUUUACUCGUUCGAUCCCCCACCCCCUCAACCCACACCACCAACUGCGUUACGUAAUAAAAGAAUGCGGCACUUGUAUCAGAAGAAAGUGAGGCAUUUUCGCUAGUUGUAACAUAAGUGUAGCGAAUUCGAAUAUUUGUAGCCUUGAUCAAUGUUUUAUGUGCCAAAUGAAUAAUUAAACAUAAAAGUGUAGAAAAGCACAGCGCUAGCGUAGAAUUAGAUCCACAGUCUCGCUUGAAAGCUCGACGCGAGGAGGAAUAUUUCUUGCACUCGAUCGUCACCGCCUGCGACGAUGCUCAAUCUGAAGAAGAGAGACAGGAGGAUGAGAAGGAAAAUGCGGCACGAUCGCGGCAGCAAGCACUAGUUGCCUGCAAGCCGCCAGUGAAGGUGCAUAACCGAGUUAAAGGCGCGAAGAAAAUUAGCGUGGGACGCGGUGGCACGAGGGCGACAUUCAUCGAGGAGCGCGCAAAAAACCGGCCUCCAAAGGACCCGUUCGUCCACUCCCAACGUUGCCGGCCGUCCGAAACAAAAACCAUCCGGAUUAACCGAGCAUGUGCCCGUGGACCGGCUGCUGACGCAGACGAACCAUAGACGUGGUGGUGAAUUACGGAGCUUCCCGGUCGGAAGUGGACGGCACCAGGCAGAGGCAGGCCCGCGAAGCACAAUAAAACAUCUACCAAGCACGCAAAACAUCACGACACAAGCCGGCACCAAGUAAGUGACGCUGGUGGGAUCAGCACGCGGAUCUUAACAAAGCCAUUGUUCAUAAGUGCGAGCCAGCGGAGGCGUCGGUAACGCAGAUCGCCGGGCGCGUCGCUAACCGUAGCAAAUCUCAAGUCGAGUAAGUGCAGACACGGUUCCUGGGAAGACCGUUCUAACAGAAUUUCCAUCAUUAGGACCGAGCGGCCUCACCCAAAGGAGAACGAUCAGAGGGGUCGGUAAAGUAGCCGGCACGAACCAACGCUCACUAGGCCAGAACGCUCCAUCGGUCCAGGACCUGCGGCAUUCAUUCCACCGUCGUCGCGUAAGAACGCGCUCAAGACAACCACAAACAACCGCAAACUAACAAUGUUAUCGCCCACAGCGGAUCACGUACGAUAGAGCACAACGCGAAUCCCGCGAACGGGAACCGAGGACACAGGACGUCACUGGAUCGCUGCCGAUAAGUUGCGUCGAGGUCUUGGAGUAGUUGCACGCGAUUGGAAGCCAAACGCCCCCAAGAAACACGGGGGCGUUUUUUGGGACACUUGAGUCAUUGGAGUUUCGGCGCUCGAGGUUGGACGUGUGGAAGGCCGGCAGUCCGGAGAGGAGCAUUCGGUUCGCGAGGCACGCGUAGGGACGCUGCAGGAAAGCGUCGAAGAUCAGACGCCGGCACAUUGGAGAGGAGGCACGCGCAUCGCAACGGUUCGUCGAUCAACAGCUCACCCGCCAGUGGCACCGUAAGGCGUGUUACGUUACGCGCGCACGAUGAGCGGACAGCGCGUCGAGCUGAGCGAGGACUGUGCAAAGAAGAAGUGAUGGGCCCAUCGCGUGUGUGAGUAGUGCGUUAGUAAUAAGAAGACGAAGAGAAAAAAGAUUGGCGUAGGUUUUAGGCUUUAGAGAGUGAGAGGCAGAUCUAGAACGAUGAAUCAAAGCAUGUAAUCGCACGAAUAAAUUUGGCACAAAAUUCAGAAUUCGCUGUAUUGUUAUUUGUGGUUGGCUAGUCGGGACACAGGGCUAUUUCGCUACCCGGUGCACCCACCCUUAUCAACACUGGCGCCCAACUAAACGAACCUUUUGGCAUUUUGGUUCGAAAUUUUUGAGAUUUGCAUAAAUUGUGACACGCAAAUCGUUUUUUUUUUUUUUGCAUUUUUGGCGCAACAUUACUAUAAUUUUGGCUCAUUAUUUAAAAUUUAUGAUGGAUCCGUCGUACCUUACCGAUGAGGAAAUACAAUAUGAACUGGGGAUAAGACAUGUACUACAUUUGUGCUCGCUUCCUCGCCGCAUUAGAGUAGCGCGUUUGAGGGCCAUCAUCCAACAAGAUGAGGCUUGAGGAAUCGUCCCUGAAACUGCGACACACUUUUUGUCCCCAGAAGACGAUCUGAGGCAAUGUCACAAAAACCUCACCGAACUCGUGACGUGGAUAGAAAAGGCUAUCGAAACGAAAAACGUAACCUAUCUGGUCCAGGCUAGGGCGCGUCUUCAUCACUAUCGCGAUCGCUUAGCAAUCUUGCUUACAACGGAGAGGCUGGCAGAGGAUCACGCAGUUUGCUCAAUGGUCGUUCAAUUCUGCAUCGAGGACAUUGAUGACACGCUGGGAAAGGCGAAGAAACGGUCAGAGAUCAACACUAGCGGAGACGAUAACUCGGGUGCAGCGGACGGACAGAACAACGGGACGGCUCACGUCAAUCCGGAUCAAACAGAAAGGCGAGACGAAGUGGGAACGGACGGUAACCCGCCGGGCCCAAGUAGCAACUUCCUAUCAUCGACGCAAUCGUCGACCAACCAAUCGGGAAACCGAGGCUUCAACAUGGCGUGGAACAAUCUGUUGAACCAAAACACCACACCCAGAAACGACAACGGGGAUAUGCUAAACAAUUAUAUUUUAUUGUUUAUUCGUCAAGCUUAUGUAGACUACUUACAAUUUUCUUACAUACUAGAUAUUAUUUCUAUUGUACAGAUUUUUUCGUAGUUCCGGUUUAGACAUGUCGAAAUGUAUGUACUGAGAAUUUUCAUUAUAAAAGCGCAUCAUUUGAUUUAAUGGCGAAUUUUUUAAAUAAUUUGUCGUGUAUGCAGUUAUUCUAAAAAGUUGUGAAUGUCUAAGAGUACGGCUUGGUUCAUGCUGCUGACUGUAUGCGUUGAGAAAUAAUGUCGUUGAUGAAAGAGAGCAUGGCAAAUUUACGACGUUCUUGUAAUGAUUGUAUGUUUAUGAGCAUGCAGCGUGCUUCAUACGAUGGGAGAGGAAAUUCAGAACGCCUUCCGGGUUACAAUGAACACCAGAAUGGAGGACAAGGGACUGUAAACAACAAUACACAUGGAACAGGAAUAAGCACUGGUCAAAGCCAUCUUGGAGGGCAGGCGAACCAUGGUCUAGGACAGCCACUGAACAGCCACCAAACUGGAUUGCAAAGCGGCCAAGGCGCCGGUGUUCUGGGAAAUCUAGCUGAUGGUUUGCUCGGAGGUCAAGGACCCGGAUUUUCCGGAGGUCUUUCACUGUGACGGAACGGAGCUCAAGCGGGUUCAUAUGGUGGUCGCGCAACUGGAUUCCAUGCAGGUCUAGCAGCUGGUUUCUACGGAGGCCGGACAGCUGGACUCUCCAAUGGUCAAUCAACCGGUUCCUACGGAGGUCAAGCAACUGGAACAGGCGGCGCAAACGGAAGCCAAUCGACAGGGCUUUUGGGAAGACUAACGACGGGACAGGCCGGAGGACAAGCAGAUAGCUUUAGAGGAGGUGCUGGAGCAGGGCUUAACAACAAUCAAGGCGGUGAUCCGGGCGCUGGUCAAGCAUCAGGUGCAAACGGAGAUCAAGAAAGGGUGAACGAACGAAACUAUCGCUGGAGGGACAAAUUGUUGAACUGGAUGAGAAUGAACGAACAACAACGACAACAGCAAAUGCAAUACGAACAGUACCAACAACAACAGUACCAGCAGCAACAGUUUCAACAACACCAGUACCAGCAGCAGCAGUAUCAACAACAACAGCGUUGGCAGUUCGAAGAGAGAAGACCCUACAAAGCGAUUCACAACUGGCCGUUUCGCUACAAAGGAGAAAAGGACGCGAUGUCACUCAACACGUUUCUACGUCGGGUUGAAAUAUUUGCACUUUCAGAGGAAAUACCAGAAGGCUUGCAUUUGAAAAACAUCAAACAUCUGCUGCAGGACGAUGCGCUAACUUGGUAUGGGAACGCAUACUUAAGUGGUGAUCUUUUCUCGUGGGAGGCAUUCAAAAUCUUGAUCAGGCGAGAGUUCCUUCCGGCUAGUCACGCGUUUACCAUCAGGGUAGAAGCAUACCAUCGCUUACAAGGAGAGAGUGAGUCUUUCAGCAAGUUCUUCCAAGACAUCUCAACGCUGUUCCAGAACUGCAAACCGCCGAUGAGUGAAACAGAGAUGAUGUUCAUCUUAAAGAAAAACAUGAACGACAUCUACGCGCCGAUUGCAGCGGCCAAUCGAAUGGCAAGCAUGGACAUGCUGGUGCAAGCCUGCAAGGAGUUCGAUGAGCUCAAGAAGACGCAGGAUGGUCAAAGACGGAAGGCAAUUAUUAUUGAAAUUGAAUGUACCUAAAAUGUUUUUUCGUGGAAAGGUAGCUAAGGGGGUCCCUUUUCGAUAUCUGUGACCUAGACAAUAUUUCACCUAGGGAUUUUCGAUUUUUUGUCAUUUUCAGUUUUUUAACUGUAUAAAUGGAGGCGCACGGUACUUUUGGUUACUUUGCGGUUGCACAGCACCUCCCUAAUCCUUUUAAUUGCAAUGGAUAAUGAUCAAAGGGGUCGUCCAUGAAAUAUUUC